Cavia porcellus (domestic guinea pig) is the source of this 10478-nucleotide messenger RNA. It is a transcript of the gene Znf606, whose product is annotated as zinc finger protein 606. The record is from RefSeq and is a predicted model, not a curated record. Lineage: Eukaryota; Metazoa; Chordata; Mammalia; Rodentia; Caviidae. Gene Ontology annotation, biological process: regulation of transcription by RNA polymerase II. Bases 6924 to 9323 code for a protein of 799 amino acids. Gene Ontology annotation, molecular function: DNA-binding transcription factor activity, RNA polymerase II-specific; RNA polymerase II cis-regulatory region sequence-specific DNA binding. The transcript has 9 exons.
CCAUUCGCUGCAUCUAUCUCACUCUGGUUGUCCGUGCCUCUGCUGGCCUUAUCUCCCAAAGGCCCGCGCGUGUGUUCCCGGCAACCGUAGGUAGGCUUGUGCAUCUGUCAGCUGUGUCACUCACUGGCGACUCCCUGGUGAGGUCAAGUGGUGCCUGAGUAGCUACUGAGGUGACCCUGCUUGAGGUUCCCAGGCCUUUGACCUUUCUCGCCCGUGGUACCCCGGGGGUAGAGUGGUUGCCCUGGUCGACUGAUGGCCUCGCCUUGAGCAGCGCGACCUUCCGUGUUCGCGGACGGCGUGAAUGUAAGGAAGUCCAGGAACGCGCGUCUCGGUGUCGAUUCCGGGUGGGUCAGUCGCAGCUCCUGUGUGGUGCGGAGCAGCCUCCGUAGCUGCUGCAGGGUUGGAUGGGAACCGUGGCGGGGCUCCGCGCUCCACGCUGCUCUUUGGUGUCCCGACAGUUUGUAAUGAGACUGUUUUCCCUGCCUGUGCAGGGCAAGGUUCGCUAACGCGUUCCCCAUUUUGCUCUCACACAAAAAUGUGUAACCUUGUCCUGUUAGCCUCUGCCAAAAGACUAAUUUACAGGGCAAAUUUAGUUGACACGUUAAUCAUUUUAAUUUGAUAAAAUCUCAGACACUGUAAAGGAAUGAAGUCUGUGUUGCACUCCGUGUAACUAUUAAACUUCUUUUACAUUCAGUUUAAAAAUAUAUACAUGGGCAGCCGGGCGUGGUGGCCUACACUUGUAAUCCCAGAUUGAAACUGGGAGAGGCAGGAAGGCUUCGAGUUCUGGCUCAGCCUGCACAGCUUAGAGGACCCGGUCUCAAACAACAAGCAAAACCCAAGACGCCUAGUGAGACUUGAAGCUCAGAUAACAAUGAGUUUAUUGUUAGUAUUACAGUUUCAGCUUUAGUGUGAUAAUUUUUAACAUAUUAGUUAUUUGUGAAACAGCUGUAUUGCAGAGUAGUGCUCCCAGAUUUAGUGAGUAAAAAUAUAGGCAGUCUGGUUAAAUUUAAAUUCCAGAAAGACAACAAAUGUUGUUACUACCAGUGUGCACCAUAUUUACUUUAUUUAAAAUACUUUAAAUAUAUUUCACAUAAAUGUUCUUUAAUUUUAAAAGUUUUGUUUUUGUUCUCUUGAAAUAGGGCCUGACUAUAUUGCACUGGUUACCCUUGAACUUAACCACAUUGCACAGGCUGGAUCUGAGCUUGUGAGCCCCCUGCCUAGCCUCUAGCUGGGAUUAAGGGUGUGUCCACCUGAAUCCCUUUGUCUUGCAGCCCAUAUGUGGUGCCCAGGCUGUCUGGUAUCCACAAAAUACCCUUCCCUGUCCCAGUGCCUCAGACAAGUCACUGGAUUUAAGGACCCAGUGCCAGCAGUGAAGCCCGCCUGCACUAUCCUUAGCAGAGGCCAGGCCAGCUGCCUGGCCCCUCCACGUCCAAUGACUUCCAGAAACUCCUGCACCUUCUAGGACCCCCACAUUGGCCUGAAACACCCUACUCCCCACAAAGAUGUCAUCCCCACUGUGGGCCCAGACACCCAGGGGUCUCUGCGCCCCCAAGCCUCUCAAGCCUAUCUCUCCCAACAAGUACUCCAUGUCAGGGCCCUCCAACCCAGGAUCCACCAGGUCCUGCUUCUGAGAAGACAAUGUCUGAGACCUUCAGAGAAGAAACUGCUGAGACCUGUGAGGCUUAGAAGUCAGUCCAUUUACAAAAAACACAUAUAAAAAGCUGAGUGGGGUGGGGCACACCUGUAAUCCCACCACUCUGGGAGGCUGAGGCAGGAGUAUUACAAGUUCAAAUCCAGCCUGGGCCACUUAGGGACUUAAUAGGGACCUGUCUCAAACCCAUCACACUCUGGGGAUACAGCUUAGUCUGAGAGUCCUGGGUUUGAUUCUCAGUGACUCAAAAAAAGAAAAAAAAAAAAAAAAACAGAAAGAUCCAGUAGGAUGCCCUUGUACUUGCAGUCAUGUCAUGGCUUUCUCCCAUGAAAAUCCACAAUUUAGAGAUUCACAAGAGGUGAAGAUGCAAACCACGUGGCUGGCCAUCAGGGGGCUCUAUCCAAAUUUCAUCCAUGCCCUUGAACAAGUAGGGACAGCUGCUGUGUCCCACAGAUGAGUGCUAUGCCUGGGGUGCCUAGAGCUUUAUCCAUCCCCAAAUGCUCAUAAAACUGCAGCCUCUCGCCCUGAAUGCAAUUUCCCUCUUAAAGCCUCACCAGCUGCCCUUCUUGGCAGUGUUCCCUGAUCUGAAUUAAGUCAUCUUUUCCAUGCCCUCCCCUGCUGGUCAGUUCUGUCACCAGUCCUCUGUGCACCUUGCUCUGCCCUGGUAGUGCUCAUGUGGAGCAGAUGCUGGGGUUGUGGCACUAAACAGCUUCUGGGUAAGCUGCCAGCACCUUGUGGGCCUGGCUUAGGAGAAGCCACACCUUGUCUAGGUGAGCAGGGAUGGAAGAGGGCAGACAGGACUGCAGGAGGACCAAGCCUCCUGACUCUGAUGUCUUGUGUGCUCUGUGUUGCUCUCAGCUCCUAAGAACAGCAGCCUUUGGUGUGUGAACAUCUCCCUUCUGUAGUGUUUAAGAAGCUUCCACACACAUGUUGGGCGAGCAGCUCAUCUACUGCCAUUUCUCAGUCCCUGCCCAAAGAGCCCCAAUUUCCACACAUGUCAUCCAAGCCACAUACUCAUGCCUCCUGGAGACCAUCUGUUCCCUGGAGUCUUGAGAUCUUUGGUCCCCACAGAUCCAAGAACCCUCUACAGACAGAACUUAGGGAGCUGCAAGGUCCCAGGACGAGUCUGAAACUCCCACCUUCCCUCAGGUUUCAUUCUCUGGGCAGCCCCACAGAGCAGGUGCCCUCACCUAGGGCAGUAACAGAAGUGUGGGGACUUGACAUAGCAGGGUCCAGACAGCAGCCAGACAACCAGCCGCAGGAUAAAAUUCUUGGAGCCACCCUCUAGGCUUCGGAAAGCCAUAGAUCCUACUUAACUUGAAGUCAGCAGGCAAGAUCUUAAAAGUGCAGGAUGGAGACACUUCUACUCUGCCACAUUCCCGGGUGCUCAAAGCUGGGGCUGCUGUUGGGCAGCUGCCAGCUCAGGCCUUUGAGCUUCCAUAGUGAACCUGAGUGUGUCUAAGCAGUGUUCACAGCUUCAUGCCUAUGCUACAUUGACCAGAACAGUCUCACAGAGAAGAGUUAGAAAAAUGCAGUCUGUCUGGGUCCUAUAAUUGAGACAAAUUAGUGAAGAGAAAAAAAUAAUUAGAUCUCAGGGAAUCGGGAAGGAGCUGACAGGAAAACACAGAAAAACUGGAGGAAUGGAACAUCGAGCAAGGCAGAAAAUCUGGAAAUUCUCCAGCCUCUGGGGAGGUGAGCACUGAGUGUCAGCAGUUCCGUGGAAACUCAGCAGCCUGGGCCAGCAGUGCCAGCCCCAAGAAAAGUUCACAUCUUUUGUGAAUUGUAAGCUGAAAAACAGCAUGCAGUUUCACACUGAAAGUAACUCCUGCAUGGCAGGCUAGAGUUGGAGAAGAGAUCCAGUUGAGCACCUGCCAUAUUUGAGAGGGUUUUACCAGGAACCAUUCGAGAAGGGGUGGUUUGAGCUGCAGCAGUUUUACUUCAGCGUUCUUGGUGGACCUCUACUGCAGGGACUGGGCGGGGAGAUGAACACAAAUGAUAGUCACAGAGCAUGGGCUGGACAUAGAUUCCCCAAGAAGUUCAAGCUCAGCUCAGAAAGGGCACAUUGCCCCAGCCUGCAUGGUGAGAAGCCAGGCUGUAGAUCUGUGACUUUCAGACUUGGCUGAGUUUGAAACUGCUGGCUAAGUCUGGUGAUCUACAUUGACCCUUCAUGCCUGGCUGCCUACAGCCAGCAGAAAUCAUGGGACUGGCUGCUUUUCUGUUUACCAGUGUGAGCAAGGAUACAUCUCCACGUCUAGAAGCCUGGGUGUAUGUGGGCCUCUGGGGAGAGGCUGAUGUCUCACAAAUCCACAGACCAAAGAGCCAGGCAGAGAAAGUCUGCUCACAGAGGAGGAGAACACUGGGAUCUGCCAACGUGGCUAAACUCCUGGGGCAGAAACCAUUGAUGACCAAACCCGGUGGGAAUGGUCCUGCAGGGCUUAGUGUUGACACACAGAAAUGUGAGUGUGGAAACAAGAUAGGCCAAAUAGGAAAUGUAAGCCAAAAUAGAAAAUUAGAAGGAUGACAUGAAUUUUUUUUAACUUUUAAUUUUAUUUUAAAGAUGAUAAAAGGAAUAUAAAACAAUAAAACCAAUCAAAACAAGACUUCAAAACAUUAUGAAAUCCACAGUAGUUACCAUAAUGCCUUUUGUUGUCUCCAAAAUAGCUGCAGAUACCUUUGGACAUAGUAAAAAUCAAACACAACAAUAGAAUAGAAACAAUAAAAACAAAACAAUGCAAUAAAGGACUUCAAAACAAGCCUGUGUUUCUCUGGAUCAGCCAGGGUGGGGUGGGGGAUUGGUACUUCUUGUUUGCCAGCCCAUGCGCCAGCCUAGUGGCUGGGGUCUGGCUGCCUCCACUCCUGCAUCAUACCUCAGAGGCUACGACAAUACCUUGAAUAUUACCUGAUUCGGUACUAACUGAAUGAACAUGCAAGACCAACCAUACUCCUGCCAUAUAAUGGGAAACUACACAGCAAUUAAGUUAGAUAAAAAAGAGCUUCAUAUAUCAAAGAUAAAUCUCACAAUGAUGAAUACUGCGAGCCAAAAAUAAUCUGUGGAUUAAACCUUAAGGUAACCCCUAGCAUUUACAUAAAAGCAGUUAAGGCUUUGCGUUGCUCCUGAGAACAUAAGUUGUAAAAUUUCAGGCGUGAUGUCACAGGAGGGUGGCUGCCUGUGAGGGAAGGGAUGCUGACUGCCAUACUAUUUAUCAUCCUACAACCCAGCUCGUAGUAAACUCCCCUGCCUUUACCUUUCACUCUUAUCGUCUGGCUCUGAGGAAAUGGAGGCAGUGGAUCCCCUCACAGGGCACGGGUUAUUGCGGGACAUUUCACGGAAGAAGGCCACGUCUGGGAGAAACGAUUUCCGCAGCUGCUGUUUUUUUUCCACCCAGAAGCCUCCGUGCCAGCAGGGCCGCAGCCCGUGAUGCCUCCCCGCACAGAACACAGGAUCCAUCCAGCACACACAGAUGUCUGAGGGGAGCCUGACAGAGGGAGCGGCACUUCCACACACCUGCAGCCAGCUUGUCCGCCCCUUCAGGGCCCCAGCUGAGGAGCUCCGCGUUGGGAGACCGCCUCCUCGUUCUGGAGACAACGGGCGCCACGGCAGUCCGGGAGACCUACUGGGACCUAAGUUUAAAUUAAUUAUGUCCUCUGCCUGAGCAGCUUUUCCCACCUGUUCCAUGGUCGUCUAAGCACCCUACCCUGGCGUCUUCCGAGCCCCCCCCCCCAUCCUUCCUUCUCAGGCACAAGUAACAAGGGCGGGCGCUCCUCCUAGCCCUGUCCAUUUUUCUGUAUUUCUUCCCUGUCUCACGUUGCUAUGGUUUGCUUCUAAAGGUCCAUCCAUAGCGGCGCCCCUAGAUGGGACUUCGAGGCGGCGAUUUGGUAACGUAGGUGGCAAGAUCCUCCAGAUGGAUUAGUCCGCAGAGGCUGGGAAGCGGAGCCUGGUGGGCGGAAGUGGGGCGCUGGGGGCGUAGCCAAAAGGGUUUAUCUGCUACUCGCCUGCCUGAAUCUCAACGCUUCCGGCUGCUGCCCGUCCUGGCUUGGAGCCGGCUGAGUGUCAACCGAAAUCUCUACAAACUGAAGCAAAACAAACGCCUCCUCUUUUAUCUUGUGCGCGUCGGGUACUGUGUCUCGGGGAUGAGGAAGCCACGUGUCCUGUCCGCCGUGUGCUGGGACCAUAGUCUUGGACCUCUGAUUAUAUGGUGAACAGUUCACAAACGCCCAGUAAAGAAGCUGAGCGCGUAGGAAGGUUGGGCUUCUCGAAGCGCAUAACAGCGGAGACAGACCAGCAGCAGGCGCCGCUGGAAAGCUUCCACACAGAUGGGCGAUUCGUCUGCGCUCUCUGGGGCGCAGUCCCGCGGUCUCCGCGGUGGUCUGCACAGGAAAGGGCACCUUCAGAGUUCGGCUCCUCGCCCAGCAGGCGGCGCGAUGACAACCAUUCUCCCCCCCGGGACUGGAGGAAGCGAUGUCUGCAGCGCCUGGUCCUGCUAUAGCUCCUGCGGGGUCAGCAUCCCUGUCUGUAGGUAAACUGAGGUUCUUUGCAGUGGUGUCCCGAAGCCUUUACAGUAGACCGCGGCGGCGGAGAGGAGCGCAGUCCCUGCUAGAUCCACGAGCUACACAGGGCUCCACUCUGCACAGGUGGGACGCCGGCGGCCCGCCCACCCCCGAGGCGUGGGGCGGGACUUCCUGUGAAGGCCGGAAGCUGCCGAAGGACUACAGCUCCCAGCGGCGCUCGCAGCGCGUCCCGGCCCAGGGAACGGCCGCCAUUGUCCGCCGUGGAGGUGAGGCUCUUAGGCGGAUCGUCGGGCGUCGAGGUUGCGGGCGCAGAGCGGAUGGCCUGUGGGGAGAAGUUCCCGCGGUGCCCUAGCUGCGCCGGCCGCGGUGCUCCCAUCCCCCGCCCCGCUGCUCUGGGCCCGCGCCCCGCCGCCCCGCCCGGGUUUCUGCGCGACUGUCCGGCGCUGGUGCUGGCCUCGGUGCCCUCCGCGGUGCCCUCCCCGGCCUUGGUGUUAGGGCCAGGCGGCACAGCUUCUUAGGAGUCUCUUGAAUCCAUGGAAUUGUCUUCUUGGAUAUAAGAGAAGGGACCAGUUCUGUUGUUCCCACUUGAUCUUUAGGUUGACAGUUGGCUGUGCUCCCGGGCAGGAGCUUGGUUGAUCAGUCCUCAGGAUGGCCGCCCUCAACCCCUGGAACUCAUGGGGUUCCCUUAUGGACCAGUCCUGGGGGAUGGCAGCAGUUGACCCAUGGUCCUCCUGGGCUUUCUGUCCUCAGGACCCUGUGUGGCAUGAGGAGAGGAGAAGUGCAGCUGGUCUCCCCACAGCCCAGGUCCAGAUGGGCUUUUAAGUCCCCUGACCCAUUUUUGUUCAAGUCCAAACUUUAUGGCAUCCUUGAGGUUUCACAUUGUGCACAUAUACCACCACAGACUUCAUGGCCUCAGACAACAUUUUAUUCUCUUGCUCUGGAACUCAGAAGUCCUCAGGAACCAGUGACCUUCUGGGACGUGGCUGUGGACUUCACCCAGGAGGAAUGGGGGCAGCUGGACCCUACACAGAGGACAUUGUACCGCGAUGUGAUGUUGGAGACCUUCGGGCACCUGCUGUCUGUGGGGCACCAGAUUGCCAAGCCUGAGGUCAUCUCCCUGUUGGAGCAAGGAGAGGAGCCAUGGUCGGUGGAGCCUGUGCACUCUCAGAGCUCUUGUCCAGAAUGGAUGAGAAAUCUUGAAAACAAAGCACUGAUCUCAGCACAGAGUAUUUUUGAAGAACAACAACCCCAUGGCAUGAAGUUGGGAAGAUUCCUAUUGGAUGAUUCUUGGUUUUCCAGAUUAGGAGUUUUGGGAUAUAAAGACCAAUUAGAAAUGUAUCACAUGAACCAGAGUACAGCUAUGAGGCAAAUGUUUUUCAUGCAAAAACAAGUACUAUCUCAAAGAGGUUCUGAAUACUGUGAACUUGGGGCUAAAUAUAGUGAAAGCUUAAACUUUAUUCCAUCUCAGAAAGUUUCCCAGUUAGAACAUUUUUAUAAGCCUGACACACAGGGUGAAAGUUGGAGAUUUAACUCGGCCAUAAUGUAUGCAGAUAAGAUUAACUAUGACAGUAAAAAUUGUGACAAAGCAUUUAACCAGUCCAUUCAGCCUGUUCUUCCAUUAAGAAUGCAGACUGGAGAUGAUCUUUUCAAAUGUACUGAGGGUAUAAAGUCCUUCAAUAAUGUCAUACAUUUUGGUGAUCAGAGAGGAAUACACACAGGAGAAAAACUGUAUGAAUACAAGGAAUGCCAUCAAAUUUUUAACCAGGGCCCAUCAUUUAAUGAAGAUUCAAGACUUCAUAUUGGAGAAAAUCAGUAUGAUUAUAAAGAAUAUGAAAAUAUUUUUUACUUUUCAUCCUUUAUGGAACAUCAAAAAAUUGGUACUGUAGAGAAAGCAUAUAAAUACAACGAAUGGGAGAAAGUCUUUGGAUAUGACUCUUUCCUUACUCAACACACAAGUACAUACACUGCAGAGCAACCCUAUGAGUAUGACGAAUGUGGUACAUCUUUCAUCUGGAGCUCUUAUCUCAUUCAACCUAAGAAAAAUGCUGGAGAGAAACCCUACCAAUGUGAUAAAUGUGGAAAAGUUUUUAGGAAUCGUUCAGCUCUUACCAAACAUGAGCGGACUCACACUGGAAUAAAACCCUAUGAAUGUAACAAAUGUGGGAAAGCUUUCAGUUGGAAUUCUCAUCUGAUUGUACACAAGAGAAUUCAUACAGGAGAAAAGCCUUAUGUGUGUAAUGAGUGUGGGAAGUCCUUUAACUGGAACUCCCAUCUCAUUGGACACCAGAGAACUCAUACUGGAGAGAAACCAUUUGAAUGUAGGGAAUGUGGGAAGUCGUUCAGCUGGAGCUCCCAUCUCAUUGCUCACAUGAGAAUGCACACUGGUGAGAAACCCUUUAAAUGUGACGAAUGUGAAAAGGCUUUUCGGGAUUACUCAGCUCUUAGUAAACAUGAAAGGACUCAUUCUGGAGCAAAACCCUACAAGUGUACAGAAUGUGGAAAAUCAUUCAGCUGGAGCUCCCAUCUUAUUGCUCACCAGAGGACCCACACAGGAGAGAAACCUUACAACUGUCAGGAAUGUGGCAAAGCAUUCAGGGAACGCUCAGCCCUUACUAAACAUGAAAUUAUUCAUUCUGGAAUUAAACCCUAUGAAUGUAAUAAAUGUGGAAAGUCUUGUAGCCAGAUGGCUCACCUUGUUAGACAUCAAAGGACUCAUACUGGAGAGAAACCCUAUGAAUGCAAUAAAUGUGGAAAAUCCUUCAGUCAGAGCUGUCACCUAGUUGCUCAUCGGAGAAUCCACACUGGUGAGAAACCCUAUAAAUGUAAUCAAUGUGAAAGAUCCUUUAACUGUAGUUCUCACCUAAUUGCACAUCGGAGAACUCAUACUGGAGAGAAACCAUAUAGGUGUAAUGAAUGUGGGAAAGCAUUUAAUGAAAGUUCUUCCCUUAUUGUGCACUUGAGAAACCAUACUGGAGAAAAACCUUACAAAUGUAGUCAUUGCGAGAAGGCUUUCUGUAAGAACUCAUCCCUUAUUAUUCAUCAAAGAAUGCACAGUGGACAGAAGCGCUUCAUAUGCAGUGACUGUGGAAGAGCCUUCAGUGGUCACUCGGCCCUCCUUCAGCACCAGAGGAGUCACAGUGAGGGGAAACUGUCCUUGGACUGAUAAGAGAAUUUUUUAUUGUACGUUGGUAACACUGAUGAUACUGUUUGAAUAUAAGCAAGAGGGAAAAGUUUUAAAAAGUUCACUAAGACUUUCCUAUGAUUCAGUACAAAACUGAGGAAUGAAGUUAGUAAGUAAAAGCUUACAGCAGUUUUAUAGCCCUCAUUCAACAUUAGAUAAUUAGAGAACAAAAGUGGUUUUCAGGAAUGCCCAUUUAAGGAAACAUGGUUUGGGAGUGAGGUAGCUUUCAGUACAUGCUCUUUCAGAUUUUAUAGAUAGAUUAGUGUGUAUCACUAAGGGAAAGCUAUCUACCAAGAAUGGUGUUUGACUGGAAAUAGUUUUUCAUCAGGGCAGAGUACUGGAUGGAGACAUUCACAUUUUGUGCAUAGUUUUAGAAAUGCAGAUAGGUUUUGCUAUUACAAAAGGAGGGUCUAGAUGUUAGCAUAAACACUAAAUUUGAGUUUAAGAAAGAAAAUAGUAUAGUAUUGAAUGGGCUAUAUACUUUUGAUAAGAUUAACCUUAGGGAACAAUUAGUCAAUGAGAUUACUAAUUGUGGAAAGGUUGUCUGUAGAAGUCUGAGGUGGUGUUGGCAGAGGUGACACUAAAUCACCCAAAGUGUCAUUGUCUUUUGUGUUUUCAUUACUGCAUUGUUGGACAGUUAGUCUAACUUAUCUUAGGUGAUCACUAUAAGUUAUACAUUAAUUGUGGACACUGCAUAUAUAACAUGAAGGAAUAAAAUGGACACAGAAUUGUGUGCCGGUAUCUACUAUAGCAGAUCUAAAAAGUGUGUAGGGGUAAGAAUCUGAUAGAAUCAUGGAGAAAUUAAUCCAGUUAACUUAAGGAUUUAUUUCAUUGUAUAAGCCUACCACUUACUAUGUUUUUCAAAUAUUAGUUUAUUCAAUCCCUUUAACUAUGAGGUAGAUACUGUGAUCAUCACAGGUUUAUGAGUGGGAAGACUGAAGUGGCAAAAGUACUGAAGUAAUUGCCAUGGGACCACUUCUAAUCAGCAGUAGAGUUGAGACUGGUUCCAUAGGCCAUGUUUUUAACCACUGUGUCAUCCUGACUCCAGUGAUACGUUUUCCAAAUGCUUUCCCUUUUCUUGUUCAUUGUUUGUAGAGAUUUGAUAAUAAAAUUGAAGUAAGUCUUAAUAAGUGAGAA